Messenger RNA from Chelonus insularis, 2380 nucleotides. It is a transcript of the gene muc, whose product is annotated as dihydrolipoamide S-acetyltransferase muc. Lineage: Eukaryota; Metazoa; Arthropoda; Insecta; Hymenoptera; Braconidae. The record is from RefSeq and is a predicted model, not a curated record. Bases 362 to 1816 code for a protein of 484 amino acids. The transcript is spliced from 6 exons. Gene Ontology annotation, molecular function: dihydrolipoyllysine-residue acetyltransferase activity. Gene Ontology annotation, biological process: pyruvate decarboxylation to acetyl-CoA.
GAACCUCAAUAAAAGCCAAGAGAUUUGGCUUGUAAAAACUUUUCUUGUAAAAAAAAAAAGAAACACAAAUUAAAUUUGUAAAUAUUGUGUAACAUCUAAUAAUAUUCUAUGAUAUAAUUAAUUUUUAUAAAUUUUUAAUUAAAUAAUAAUCACGCGACCUUGCGGACGACCUUUAAAUUAGUAUCGUUCGACGGUGUUCAAGCAUUGCGAUCCUUUAUUGGUGAUUAGUGUCCUGUUUUUAGAAUAAAUAAAGGUAAAAGUAUUGAAAAAAUAUCUCCAUCAUCAGUAGGCAUUAGAGGUGGAGAUUCAAACAAUCAUUUAAAAAUAUUAAUAGUAAAAAUCACUUAGAAUUUAACGAGAAAUGUUGCUACGAACGACUGUUCAACUCCGCAAUGAUUUGGCUCGGGUGACACUACGUAAUGCUGUGCGUAUAAACGUCGUCAGAAGCCUAACAACGCGAUGUCUUCACAGAAAAUCUCUUCAAAGGUAUCAAGGAUGCAGUUUUCGACAAACAAUAGACCCCUGGAGGCAACAAUUCAGAUAUUAUGCAGACUAUCCAGAUCAUGUCAAAGUUACACUGCCAGCUUUAUCACCUACUAUGGAAACUGGUACUAUUAUCAGUUGGCAAAAGAAAGAAGGUGAUAAAUUAAAUGAAGGAGAUCUUUUAGCGGAAAUUGAAACUGACAAAGCCACUAUGGGUUUUGAAACUCCAGAAGAAGGAUAUUUAGCUAAAAUAAUUGUACCAGCGGGUACAAAGAAUAUCAAUAUAGGUUCAUUAGUAUGUAUUAUCGUUUCUGAUGAAGGGAGUGUUGCUGCAUUCAAAGACUUUAAAGAUGAUGGAUCUGCUGCUGCAGCUUCAUCAGCUCCAAAACCAGCUGCAGCUCCAGCAUCUCCUCCACCUCCCCCACCACCAUCACCAUCAUCAGCUGCUCCAACUUCUGCUCCACCUCUCAUGCCUACUAUUAGUGGAGACAGAGUUUAUGCUAGUCCAUUGGCUAAAAGAUUAGCCACUGAACAAGGCUUAAGUUUACAAGGAUUAAGAGGCUCAGGAUUAUAUGGAUCCAUAACUUCCAAAGAUUUACAAGGUGCUGGCCCAGCAAUGGCUAUGGGAUCUGCUUUUGGUGGUGCAGUAGAUAUGCCUGUAUCAAAUAUUCGUGGUGUCAUAGCAAAACGAUUAUUGGAAAGUAAACAAACUGUUCCCCAUUAUUAUUUAACGAUCGAUGUAAGGAUGGACGCUGCUCUCGCAAUGCGAGAACAAUUUAAUAAAAUGUUAGAAAAAGAAAAAGUAAAGAUAAGCGUAAAUGAUAUCAUCAUCAAAGGUAUGGCCAUGGCGUGUAAAAAAGUACCGGAAGGUAAUAGUGCUUGGUUGGGAAAUGUUAUCAGACAAUAUGAUAAUGUUGAUGUGAGUGUAGCAGUGAGUACAGAAGCGGGACUUAUUACUCCAAUUGUUUUUGGUGCUGAUUGGAAAGGUAUUGCGCAAAUCAGUCAAGAUGUUAAAGCCCUCGCUGCUAAGGCCAGAGAAGGUAAACUUCAGCCACAAGAAUUCCAAGGUGGAACAAUUACGAUAUCAAAUCUGGGAAUGUUUGGUAUUAAAAAUUUCUCUGCUAUCAUUAAUCCACCACAAUCGAUUAUUCUUGCGGUUGGAAUGACAGAAACUAGACUUAUACCGGCCAACAAUGAGAAGGGAUUCACUACUGCCCAAUUUAUGUCAGUAACUGCCAGUUGUGAUCAUCGAACAGUUGAUGGUGCUGUUGGAGCUCAAUGGCUUUCAGCAUUUAAGAAUUUAAUGGAAAAUCCUACAACAAUGUUACUUUAAUUAAAUAAUGAAAUAAAUUAAUUGGCAUUGAAUAGUUGAAAGCACGUUUGAGAAGUAAUAUUCUCUACAAAUACUUGACGAUACGUAUUUUAAAAGUACCUUUAUGCGGUAAUGAAAUGCUUUAUUUGCAUUAAAUUAAAGGAUUUAUUUUCCUUUUAUUUCGAACUUUCGUAAAUGUACGGUUAAAUUGAUAUGGUUGAUAGUGUAAUAAUGACAGAGUACUAAUUAGUAUAAAAUAUGAAAAGGAAAGGAUAAAAACUACUCAAAGUCAUUGCAAAUGAGAGUAUUGUCUUUUCCAAUGUAUAAUAGAUCAACUUUAUAUAAUAUCUUUUAAACAUGUAGAGUGAUAAAAAAAAAUUGCUAAGAUGACUUUAAUACCGUGAAAAUGGUUAUUUUGUCGAUCAAUCAGUAAUUUUUAUGUCCGUUAUGGUGCUGAUUAAUUUGUGUACAUAAAAUAUGUCGCGAAAAAAUUAUUCAAAAGAUGUCAUCGAUAAUGUUAUUACUCACAGUCAAAUACGAUGAAUCGCUGUAUAAUAAAUGGUUAUGAAGAUCUAUAUAUGUAAA